Messenger RNA from Hyaloperonospora brassicae, 684 nucleotides. Lineage: Eukaryota; Oomycota; Peronosporomycetes; Peronosporales; Peronosporaceae. The record is from the annotation of a GenBank genome assembly.
AUGAGCUUCGCAUCGCCCACGCGUCAACCUCAUCCUCAAAGCUCCACCAGCAAGUCCUCGCCCGUCGGCGUCGGCAUGUGGACCGAAGAGGAGCACGCGCGUUUCCUCGAUGGGGUCAAACUCUUUUCGAGUGGUCCCUGGAAACGCGUCGCGGCUUACGUCGGCACGCGCAACGUGCGCCAGACCAUGACGCACGCCCAAAAGUACCGUCUCAAAGCUGCACGGCGACUCCGUGAGGCACAGCGGAAGCAAGCGGCGGCUCGAUAUCGACUGCGGGCUGUCCACCUCAACCGAACGAUCGAGUCUUCACCUGGGCGACGACCGCCGCAGGACCUGUCGUUGAGCAAGGGGUCAGGCCUCGGGUCGUUGUCAAAGAUGCGGUUGCCUUGCAGCUGCCUCGAGAAGCACUGCUUGCACACGACGGACGAGAGCAAAGUCUACAUGUCCAUUGCCGACGCUGUCGAGAUCCUCGACUCGAAGGCCUCGCAUUUCACAGGCUCCCCCGUCUCAACAGACGACGCGUUGAGCAACCCAUGGCUGGACAUGGGCAAGCUGGACCCGGUCGUGAGUCUCGAGGCCUUCGGCAGCGACGACCUCGUUCCUCUCGACUCGACCGUGAAAGAGUCGGUGGCGUUUCCCACGCUCGAGGACUGUGCGAGCGAACUACUCGAGUUGCUGUUCUGA